AAGCACUAGUUGCAUAACCCAUCCCACUUCUUCAUUUUACCUCCAUGGGUUUGUCACAUGUGAAUCACGGAAAGCACCUAAAAAAGUUGCCCCUCGCCCGUGUCAUCGCUCCUCCACCUUCCCUAUAUAAUCGCCCUUGGAGGGACUUACUGGUCGAACCCAAAAGUUUCACAGCCCCUACUGUAGUUCAACAAAUUUGGGCCCUCGACAUGUCAUUUUCCCGUAUGAAAAACUUCUUACAACGGUUUUGUGAUGAUGAGUUCCGCAUGGACAGUGUCACCCCCGGCGGUUUCUUCUCCAGUGAUCUCCUCCCAUCACUUGGAGCACGAAUCAAUCAAACCACUAGGCUUCGGAAGUACAUCAUCUCGCCUUAUACCCCUCGAUAUAGGGCAUGGGAGAUGUGGCUCAUUGUUCUGGUCCUUUAUUCAGCGUGGAUCUGCCCGUUUGAGUUCGCGUUUCUGACUUACAAAAUUGAUGCCCUUUUCAUCAUUGAUCAUAUCGUCAACGGGUUCUUUGCCAUUGACAUCAUUCUGACCUUUUUCGUGGCAUAUCUCGACAGCCAGUCCUAUCUCCUAGUCGAUGAUCCAAAGAAAAUUGCUCUCAGGUACUUGUCUACCUGGUUCAUUUUCGAUGUCUGCUCUACUGCACCAUUUCAGUUGAUUAGCCUCCUCUUCACCAAACAUAGCAGCGGGCUCGGCUUCAAAGCGCUCAAUAUGCUCCGGUUGUGGCGAUUACGGCGAGUCAGCGCUCUGUUUGCAAGAUUGGAAAAGGACAUUCGGUUCAACUACUUCUGGACACGGUGCACCAAGCUGACCUCUGUGACCCUCUUUGCCGUGCACUGCGCUGGAUGCUUCAAUUAUUUGAUUGCUGAUACAUACCCCGACCCGAAGAGAACUUGGAUCGGUGCAGUAAACCCGGAGUUCAAAACAGAGAGCCUCUGGGACAGAUACGUCUCCGCCAUAUAUUGGUCCAUUACCACAUUAACCACGACAGGCUACGGAGACUUGCAUGCAGAGAACCCCAGGGAGAUGCUAUUCGACAUAUUUUACAUGCUUUUCAACUUAGGACUGACAUCUUACCUCAUCGGUAACAUGACAAAUCUCGUCGUGCACUGGACCAGCCGCACCAGAAACUUCAGGGAUACGGUCAGAGCAGCUUCCGAAUUUGCUACACGAAAUCAGCUCCCCUCGUGUAUACAGGAUCAAAUGCUCUCUCACCUCUGUCUCAAGUUCAAAACUGAAAGCCUGAAGCAACAAGAGACCUUAAACAGCCUGCCCAAAGCCAUCCGUUCGAGCAUCGCAUACUACCUCUUCUUCCCAAUCGUUCAGAGCGCCUACCUGUUCAAAGGGGUGUCCCAUGACUUUCUUUUCCAGUUGGUGUCAGAAAUGGAGGCCGAGUAUUUUCCACCGAAGGAAGACGUGAUUUUGGCGAAUGAGGCUCCUACAGAUCUUUACAUACUUGUUUCAGGAGCAGCGGAUCUGAUAUCCAGCGUCGAAGGACACAAUCAAGUUCUUGAGAAGUUGGUCAGGGGGGAUGUGUUUGGGGAGAUCGGAGUUCUUUGCUACAGGCCACAGCCAUUCUCGAUGCGGACAACAGAGGUCUCGCAGAUACUGAGGUUAACUAGCACUUCACUGGUGAACAUCAUGCGGGUGAAUAAGGAAGAUGGUCAUGUCAUCAUGAACAACCUCUCCAUGAAAUUGAAAGAGUCAGAAAAAUUAAGGUUUGCGCACCCACGACAUGAUGGACCAAUCCAUGGUGAAUGGCUUGACAGAGGACAGCCUGAAGAGGCUUUUGUUUCCUCCAAAUAUGAAAACGACCCACAGGAAGACUCAAUAAUGCCGGAAACGCAGGAAUCCAAUCUCGUAAAUCCAGUCUCCACCAACAUCGGGAAACUGAAGAGCUGGGACCUGAGCAUUGAUGACAUCUUACUUUCUUCUUUCGAAGAUAAAAAGAUACCAGAGGAGCAUAGAAUCAACUUCAAUGGGCCAGAAAUUGGUAAGAACGCAAUAGAUGCCCAAUGCAAGCACGGAUCCCUUGGGGAACCAAAGUUAGGGAGAUUCGAGCUGAGAAAGUUGCCCAGAGUUCCCGAACCAAACAAAGAGAGGUUUUCAUCCAAAGGUGUAGUAAAACAAUCAACCAAGAAAAGAGUCACCAUCCAUAUGCAGGUCCCAAGAGAUGGUAGUUCAUCAUUGAGACAGCCUACAAAGUUGAUAGUCCUGCCGGAUUCGAUAGAAGAUCUGCUAAGAGUUGCUGGAGAAAAGUUUGGAUGCGACCCCCGAACCACAAAGUUAGUAAAUGCAGAGAACGCCGAAAUAGAUGACAUUGAAGUCAUUCGAGACCAUGAUCAUUUGUUUUUCCUUGAAAACAUGGGCUAUCCAGUGACAUGACAAACCAUUGCCGGAGUGUAUGCAUUGCCAUUAGCCUCCAGCUUGUAACCUUUAGGUAAUGUGUAUAUUGAUCGGUCCACAAAAAAUUUACUACCUUAAUGUUCGAGUAUUGACCGGCCGGGCCAACUAAUGUAGAAUAAUUUAGCCAACUCAAUGAGAAGUACGUCCCUCUUCGUCGA
This is a messenger RNA of Eucalyptus grandis, 2566 nucleotides long. Its product is annotated as potassium channel KAT3. Gene Ontology annotation, molecular function: voltage-gated potassium channel activity. Gene Ontology annotation, cellular component: membrane. The transcript has 11 exons. Gene Ontology annotation, biological process: transmembrane transport; potassium ion transport. The record is from RefSeq and is a predicted model, not a curated record. The coding region runs from base 45 to 2387 and encodes 780 amino acids. NCBI's taxonomy places the organism in Eukaryota, Viridiplantae, Streptophyta, Magnoliopsida, Myrtales, Myrtaceae.